GUGGCGUUGGGUUGCAGAACGCGCCAGUUGUUGUCUCCGAUCAUAUAGCCCAGCUCUCGCUCAUCACAACACACAUACAUUGCACUACACGCGCGGGGUGCAAGAGCGACGGCAUAGCAGCCACAUCCCCACACUGUGCAGGACGUUCCACACCCGUGUGGAAGGAGGAGAAGCAAAGAAGAAGAAGAAGAAGGACAAACAACAAAAAAAAACAACAAACAACAAACCAAUCGGUACCAGGUACAGCAGGACACUGCGUGGAGUAGCAAGCAAGUGCGUGCGACAGGAAUUGUUCAAGCCACAGUUUGUGUGUUGUUUCCCCUUGCACAGUGUGCACCGUUUGGGCUGGAAGUAAAGCAUCCUUCACAGCCAUGUAGUGUAGUGUACAGUGAAAUCGCUCCAAAAAAACUGCAAAAAUGUAACCGUUCGUGUGUAACGAUUUGGCCGUUAGCAGUGUAAGCAAAGCAGAUGCAUUCACAGUGUGAAGUGAAGUGUUGCGUUGCAACGAACUGUGCCACCAAUAGUGCAGCCAGCCCGGCAGUAGUAGUACGUCGGUGAAGCGGAAGUGGCAUGAGGCACUAGCAGUAGCAUUAAUAGUAUUAGUAGUGUAAUACAUCGCUCAACUAUUCUUCUACCCAGUGAAGUGAAUUUCGAAGGUUGUGCACACUCUAAUGUUAAUGUUUUCACUAUCGUGUACCGUGUAUCUGUGGUUGUGCGUUAAUUCUGUCUAUUGUUUUCGGUUGAUGUUGAUGAAGCGUGGUGCCAGCUGUGUCCGCCGAUAGUGUUGCAGUAGUGUCGCUAGUGGUACGUGCAGUGAGCUAAAGCAACCACCUGGCGCUACCGCUGUAACGCGUGUACGAAUGGAUGUUAUCGAUAAUAAGAUAUUUUCUAUCACCUGUUUAUACAACGCAUUAUACAUCUCUCGCUCACUCUCGCUCUGCAUGCAUACGGACAAGCCGUAGUGUGUGUAAACAAAAUAAAAAAAAAAAACCCUGUGUUGUGUAUAGUAAAACUGUGGUAGCGCUUGGCGUCUAUUUUGUCAAGGACAUUCACGUGUGUGUGUACAAAAAUUAAACCCAAAAGCCCCCCUGCCGAAAACUGGACGGGCUGGAGUGUAGAUCGAAAUCGCGAAACCUCGUACGGUUGUGAGCCAGUAACAGUUGGCCGGCAGGCCAAAGGCAGCAGCAGUGCUCGGCGCCCUUGGGGCGAAUCCUCGGUCGCUGCUCGUGGUCUUCCCGCGGUCAGACACUUCCCGAGCGGUGUAGGCUGUACAAUCAAUUGGUGUACAGUGUAGCAAGCAAGCUAAACAAAACAGAUAACCAAUAACCGUCCUCUUUAAAGUGUAAGUGUAAGCAAGUAACGCGUUGUCCCGUCGGCGCGGGACAGAGCAGCGAGUUGGUCUCGUUCUUUUUAACUCAUCAGCUCAUCCAUCUCUUUCACGGUGCCGGGCGGUGCGUUACCGUAACGCUGGCGCGCACUGUUACUGUUUUGUAGUUCAACUUAAUACGUGUAAUAUUAACCCACGAGCGAGUGAUUGGUACGAUAAUCAGCGUAGGAAGGAGGUCCGCAGCAGCACCAACACUCUGCAUUCCGCUUGAAACGUGUGUGCCAAAAAAAAAACCACAACAAUAAUCCACCGAACUGCAACGAGCGAUACAACAGUAGAGUGCAAAAACGGCAACGAAUCGAAGAGGCCACGCUCAACGAAGGCAACUGACAAGUGGCUGUCAUUUAACGUGCGACUCGGUAGGAAUAGUAGUUAGGUCGGUUUACCGCAAGAGGGCCACAUGCGUAGUAGUGUCGGUGGCCGGUUUACGCGCUGUAACCGUUUAAUUUCCGGUGCGGCGGAACAAAAACACACAAAUCCAUGCAACAGUUUGCAUGGGUAAAUGGGUAAAGCCUAAUUUUCGUUUGCCAGCGCGGUAAGCCCGGUGGGUUGUGACUGUGUAAAAAUCAACGAGUGUUACUAGUGCUAAUGCCGGUACGCUUCCUGGCAAGCGGUGAUCACGAUGGUACGGCUCGUUUGGCGUGAUUGUGGAACUGUGGCACCACCGGAAAGACCGGCAACGCGAUGGUACUGAAGAAAAAUGGCUUCCUUAAGCACCGAACGGCGCUGGUCGUUGGUACCGGUGAUCGAAGCAACCGGUGAAUCGGCAAAGGAUUCUGUUGUUUAACGUGGUUGUGAGCAAGGUGCGUGUGUGUGAGUGAGUGUGGAAGGAAUGUCAAAAGUGCGUGCGUACGGGUGUGUACGAAGUUGGGAGUUUUACCGUGCCCGGUGCGCUGAUGGUGCCGUUGCUUUCCGGUAAUUGCACCGCACGAGCAAAAGUUUCCCACCCUCCUCACCGCCCACGACUGGCAGUGGCAGUGGAACACCUCGCGCGGGAUAACGAUUGCGAUAAAUGAGCUUUGCGAACGAUUGUGACUGCGUGGCGUGCGUGUGCGAUUGCGAUACGUGGUGAGGUAGAAGGACGCCGAAGGUGAGCAGAAGCGACCGUGUGUUAGUGAGCAUGCCUGAAUAUGUGUUUGUGUGUAAGCAAAAGGUGUUGGGCUGAAAGAAUUUGCAACAACGGCAAUCUCCUUUAAGCACCACGAGGGCCAAGCAAAGUCGGGGAAGGCGCAUGUGGAAAAGUUAUUUCACGCGCAAUUGGAAAAUCCACAGCAGCGGCCCAAACGGAACGCGGAUCAAUUGUGCCAACCGAUUGCCUGUGAGAGUGUGUGUGUCUGUGUGUGUGUUUAGCUGGCAACGGGCCUCUGCUUGUGUGUGUGUGUGCGCGCGUACGUGGAUGUGUUACGGAGUUCGUGCCUGUCCUGAAGGAGGAACCGUUCGGCGUGUGUGUUAAGCGGUGAAUUGCGUCUCGUCGUCCUCGUAGCAGCAAAACAGCGUAAUCCUGGUACACGUGAGAAGGACAAGCGAUGGCUGCUGUAAACUCGGUCCAGAACAGCAUUCGGUUGCCGUUGGCCGGCCUGGCGCCUCCGCGCGUCCUCAUGUGUAGUGCCUCGAUGGGUGCGGAAGGUUCCGUCACACUUCAGCUCCGGGAAGCGGUACAGGCGCCCGAUGCGGCCGGCUCGCUCGACGGAGCGCUCACGAUCGGCUACCCGGAUCCGGACAUGCUAGCCGACAUGCUGGGCACAUUCCAGGGCGCAUCGACCGGUGCGUCCGGCGAUCCGGACGCGGGCAGCUUCGAGCUGCUGCAGGACAGCAAUGGCAGUCCGGCCGGCGCUACCUUGCGCACGUCGGCAGCCGAGCAGCUCGAGCAGCUGGCCGGUGCUAUCCUGACCAAGGCGAACAGCAGUGGUAGCAGUAGCAGCAACGCGACAACCGGUGCGACAACGGUGACGAUAAAAACAGAACCGGGGCCGAAAUCAACCGCGGAAAAAACGAGCACAACCACCAACCUGCACCCGACCAGCCUCACGCCCACCAGUAGCAUCGGCAGCAGCAACCUGUCUCCCUCGUCGACGGCCAUCUUGCACCACGGCACCACGAUGGUGACCGUGAAAAGCUCGCCCGGAGGAAGCGGCGGUACCAUUGCGACCGCCGCCAGCCCAACCAGCCUCAUCCUUACGACGGUCGGUCGGGCCGAGACGGCGUCGGGCGGUUUCGGUGGAGGCAGCAGCAGCAGCGCAUCGUCGUCACCGUCGGCGGCUGCCUCCCCCGUCUCGCUGAGCGGACUGGCGAAGAAACCGCGACCCAAGACGGUAUCACCGACCCGGCACGGACCGCAACAGUGUCAGGUCUGCAGCAAAGUGUUCGGCAAUGCGUCCGCCCUCGCCAAACACAAGCUAACGCACAGCGACGAGCGGAAGUACGUGUGUGGCAUGUGCUCGAAAGCGUUCAAGCGGCAGGAUCACCUCAAUGGCCAUAUGCUGACGCAUCGUAACAAAAAACCGUACGAGUGCAAGGCGGACGGCUGCGGCAAAUCGUACUGUGAUGCGCGAUCGCUCCGGCGCCACACCGAGAACCACCACAGUGCGCUCGGGCUGGCCAACUCGUCCGGCACGGCCAGCCCCGGCCCGGGUGGCAGCAAUGCUGGACCGCCCGGGGGGCUCAGUCUGUCACCGGCGACGGCAAGUGGCGAUGCGAGCUCACCGCACGGAGCAACACUGGUCCAGUACACGACCACGACCGGCAGCGGAACGCCCGGCAGCAGCAGCUCUAACUGCAGUCUUUCGAGCAGCAGUUCGAGCAGUAGCUCGAGUAGUAGCAGCAGCAGCAGCAGCAGCAGUAGCAGUGGAAACGUCAGCGACUCUAGCUCCAGCUGCAAAUCGCCCUCGCCAAGCUCGCCGGCACCCGGCACAGGCAAUGAGGGACUUACCCGCCAACAGCUCGAUCUAAUUUCCCAGAUCAUGCAGCAGACGAAGCAGGCGAAUGCGGCAGCUGCUGCAGCCGCCGCCGCCGCCGCCGCUACCACCACCACCACGAACGGUAGCAGCUCGGUACAGUCCACCAGCCAGAAGGUCCCGGUACGACCCCGCACUUGGAAUAUGCAGCUGCAGCUCAGCCAGAACAAGCUAUCCGCAUCGACCACGGUGGCAGCGACGACAGCACCGACGGUCGUCAGCGCCGUCCCCGUGCCUUCAAUGGCAGUCACAGCGACGACCACACUCUCCGCCUCGAACAGUGGCGCCACCAUCGUGCACCAGAACGGAGGAACCCUUAGCGGCAACGGCAGCAGCAUCAUGAGCAAGGCGACAAACGCUGGCAGUGCUAGUGCCGAUCCUAAUGGACCGGUGACGGCAACCCUCACGGUGUCUUCGUCGUCUGCGGCCAGUACGUCCUCGCUCAGUGCGGUCAGUGCGGUUUCGGCGACCACGCUGACGGCUGGGACAGCAGGACCGGGUAGUGGCAGCUCUUCUGCUGCUGCUGCUGCUGCUGCUGCUACCCAACAAGCUGCCACCGGUACCACCGCUACCACAAAUACCACCACCACCACUACGACCGCUACCAAGCUGGAGCAGAAGCCGGUCGAGUGUAAUCUGUGCCACCGGAAGUUCAAAAAUAUUCCCGCCCUGAACGGGCACAUGCGACUGCACGGCGGCUACUUCAAGAAGGACUCGGAGGCGAAGAAAUGUGAUAAGAAGGAAAACACGGGCCCCCCGCUACAGACGGCGAGCGUGGGCGUGCGGGCACUGAUCGAGGAGAAGAUUAUCAACAAGCGCAGCAAGGAUUUGAAGAAUCUCUUGUUGAAGGGUUCGUUCGUGGUGCCGGCACCGCCGCUCACCGCCCGCCGGCUGAUCGACGCCAACGAAGCAUUCCUCUCGUCCAAACCGAGCACGGUCGCGAUCGUCUCCACGUCGAACGGCACCACGCAGAUCAUCAACACCGCCACCCUGCACUCCAAGGCGACCGUGCUGAGCGUCAGCAGUGCGCCGCCGCCCUCUAACAACACCACCACCUCCACCACCCUCGCGCCCUCGAUAACGAUCAACGGGCUGGGGGCGGCGGGCGCAGCAACGGAGCUGAAGGAUGCGACGCUCAUCGAACUGCUCAAGCGCGGCACCAAGGUGGCCGUGAAGCGGGCGAUGGCGAGCGGUGACACCUCCACCGUGCUCUCACUACAGCCACAAGCCACGCCCAACCCAACGGUGACGGUGGUUUCGACCGCGAGCAGCACCAACCCUGCCCAGCUGCUCACGUCCGCCAACACGCGCACGCUUACGGUUGUCCCGACCGGCCCAACGCUUUCCACCAGCACCACCACCGGCAAGCAGUCCGGUCAAACGAUCGCCGGCCCAACCCUGCUGGCCAAUGCCACCGCCAGCACCGAGCCGACGCCCCUGUCGCUAACCAUAUCGCAAGCGCCGGCCACGACCCCCGGCGACGUGUUCACCCUCGCCUACUCGACCGACUUCGGCGACGGCGAUGUGUACAGCGUGAGCGACACCGCCAUGCUGCUGCAGGCCGUCGAUCCGAUCCAGCUGCUGCACGACUCCAACUCGGCCGAGCCGCUCGACGAGAUCGCCCUGUCCGACUACGGCUCGAUCAGCGACCAGGGCUUCACCCCGUCCCGCCAAAUCCAGGCCGUGCUCGACUCGCCCCUGCCCGAGGGAUUGGCCGAGUUUAGCGCCCUGCACGGCAAGGACUUUAGCGUCCUGUACGGUGGCACCGGUGCGCCCUCCAGCGAACCGAACGGCAGCAGCAGCACCACCAACACCAGCGCCCUACUACAAUCAUCCCCCUCGGGGGCGCAUCUUUCCCCGCUACCCUCACCGCUAGCCUACCCAACGCCACCGGCAUCGCACGAAGCGGUCGCUCAAGCGUCGCCCUUCCUGGACGACUCGCGCCACUUCACCGACGCGGGCUCCUUCUUCGACGACAAGCGCAGUGCGCAAAGCUUUCUGGACGAUGGUUUCUUCAAAACCGAACCGAAGGACGGCGACUGCAAGGCGUCCGAGAGCGCGAAGAUACUGGCGCUCAAGCACGAGCUGCUGGACGAAAACCACGACCUGUUCCGGGCGAACAAACACCACCUGCUGGACGAGCACUGCUCGGAGCUGUUCAAGACGGAGGACGGGUUCUUCGCCGAGUCGAAACCGUCGGCGGACGGGACGUCCAAGAUGAACCUGGACUUUCUGGACGACGCGCAGGUGUUUAUUGAGGAGACGCGCAACGCGUCCUCCCCGCUGUCGAAUGCCUUCUUCUCCGCCACCAUGUCGUCGGCGGCGGAGGUAAAGGAGGCGCUCGACGAGGUCCUGCCGAACGAUGACGAUGACGACAUUGGCGUGUCCGAGGGCGACAUCGACCUGUACUACCUGAACGGCCUUUCCUCGCUGCAGUCGCAGAUGAUGCCCAACUCGGACGAUCCGCUGCUGUCCUCCUCGCCGAAGGACUUUGCCCACCGGCAGCACCAGAAGUUUCUGUUCGAGCAGAGCCAGGCGGCCCAGCAGCAGCAGCUCGCCCAGCAUCAGCAGCAGCUGCAGCAGCAGCAGCAGCAGCAGCAACAGCAGCAACUGCAGCAGCAGCAGCAGCAGCAACAAGCGGGUGUUACCACCACCACCACCAACCACCACUGUAUGCCUCCCAGUGCCAAAAAGUCCAAACCUUCCGACGUGGAAGCGAGCGGCACGUUCGGGGCGGACGCCAGCAAAGCACCACUCACGGUCCAAACCGACCCGAUGCCAAAGGAUGCCGACAGCGUGUUUCUCAGCCCGAGCAGCCUGUCCUCGCACAGCUGCUCCUCCUCUUCGUCCUCCUCCUCGCUAUCGCUCUCGUCCGUAGCUUCGCCCCGGCUGCAGCAUGCACUGCUGGGCAGUGCCCACCCGGCCGCCGGUGGUGUCGUGUGGCCCCGCAAACGCUCCCAAACAUCAGCGUCCUCACAGUCGCCCUCAGCCAACAGUGCCGCCGGGACCACCCCAUCCCAUCCCGCCGGUCAGCGCAAGCCGACGGUCUAUCUGUCGAAGCUGCGACGCUCCACGGUGGCACUGCUGCCCGCCCUGCAUUACACGCCCGCCCCAAUGCUCAACCCGGAACGGUCCGGCACGGCCGGGCUGUACGCGAGCGCGGCCGGCGGCUCGGUCGUCGAGCCCGAUCUCGACUCCACGAUGGACAGCACGAGCGAUAUCUUUUCCGAGCCGCCGCUGCCGAUCCGGCCGCGCAUCAACCUCGGCCCCGACUAUCAGGCGACCUUGCCGGACUGUACGCGCCCGGCCUACGCGGCGCCGUUCCAGCCGGGCGUCCCGCCGGUGCAGCGGCUCUGGGAUCCGGCGCUCGCGCCAAACGACCGCCAGCUGCAGCGGUUCAUCGAGCUGGCCCGUUCGUCCGCCGCACCGCUGGGUUGCCACUCGGAGGAGAAUGCACUGCGCGCCCUGCUGGAGGCGAACGGUGAGAUACACCAGGCGAUACUGGGCAUGCUGCAGGGCCCGCCCGCCACCAUCCAUCGCCGGUGGACGGCGGACGAGAUCGAGCAGCUGAUACAGGGGCUGGAAGAGUACGGCAAGGACUUCCACCGGAUCGCUCGCGAUCUGCUGCCCGGCAAGUCGACGGGCGAUUGCGUGCAGAUGUACUACUUCUGGAAGAAGCUCGGCAUCGACUACGGCAAGGGUACGACGGCGCUGGCUGCCGGGCCGAAGUACGGUGGGCUGCAUGGGGCGCUUUCGCCUACACCGUCACCACCGGCACCAACGCCCCCGGUAGAGGAUCUGCUGCUCGAUCAUCUCGACUAUACGGCCUCGGCAAGCGCGGGAGCGACGAUGCCCCGGGGGCAACAGGCUGGCGGGUCAAACAGUGGCCAUUUGCAGCCGAAUGGGCACGGUAGUAGCACGGCCAGCGACGUCCGACCGCAUGUGUGCGAGGUUCCUGACUGUUCAGCGAGCUUCUCGUCCAAAGCGGCCCUGCACGGGCACAUUCGCAUACACUGCAUCGGGCGUAACCACAGCACAGUUCAAAAUGGUAAUUUCUUGAGUGCCGCCGGUAACCCCAUUAACCCUAACCACAUACCGACAAAGGAUGACUAUCCCUGCAAGGUGUGCGGCAAGGUAUUCAAUAAGGUAAAAAGCCGAAGCGCUCACAUGAAGUCACACCGGCCGCAGGAUGCAAGCGAUCAGCUGCAGCACCAGCUACAACUGCACCAGCAACAGUUGCAGCAGCAGCAGCAACAACAGCAGCAACAGCAGCAGCAGCAGCAGCAGCAACGGCAGCAGGAUAGCGAAAAGCCAGAAGUGCCCGAAGAAGGCACGCAACUGCAGCUAACAGUGACCAAGUGAGCCUAAGAAUCGCGGAAAGAAAGCGUUUAUGCAAAACAGCAUCUAGACAAUCUUCACAGCGCCUCCCGCCUCCGGCAGAUGGCGCACGGCCGAAGAGGGGAGGGCGCACACGUGGCGGGUGCGAAACGUUGCUACGAAUACAGCAAGGCGCGUACGCCACUGGAGGGGUCGCCCCGAAAAGCAAGCCAACCAACCUGAAACACGUCUCACCGUUUUAUUCACCACCUUGACCGAGGGGAGCACAGGAGUGAAGCAUCAAGUAGAGAAAUAAGUAGUAGAAGAAGAAGAGGUAGAAGAAGAAGAAGAAGAAGAAGAAGAAGAAGAAGAAGAAGAAGAAGAAGAAGUUGAAGAAGAAGAAGAAGAAGAAGAAGAAGAAGAAGAAGAAGAAGAAGAAAAAGAAGAAGAAGAAGAAGAAGAAGAAACUUUACACUUAACUAACGAAAGGUUGUUAAAGCUACAAAUUACCGUGAAGAAAGCAAAAAACUUAACCCCACAGAAGAGAGAAAGCAAAGAGAUUGUAAGAGAAGCUAACCGAGAUGAGUGAAUAGCAGAAACCCAAGCACGGGGAGGACACUAAUGGUUGCCCUUUCCCUGUUUGCUACGGUGUUUGCUAUUGUGUAAGUACUGUGAAAAUACCAGGUCAAAUUAUGUCAACUUCCAGCGAUAACCUUACUAUAACCCUACAGAGCUAAGUGCACAACGAGUGAAAGCAACAAGUGAAGAACUUUAAAAUCUCUCCAAAGCAAAACCGAACGGUGCGGUGCGACACCACCGAGUGUUCGUGCGCGCAGGGGACAGAAAACCCCCCAAUCUUCUAACCUGCUAGCGUAAACCACCUAAGAAUCUAUAUACUUAAGAACCGGGUCGCUCUACCGCCCCGGAACGACUAGCAGGCGUAUGUGUGUGUGUGGGGUGGUUUUUGUACACAAGUCAGUUUUUUUGUGUUGUUAAAUCUUUCUACUCUAGUCGUAAUAUUUGGAACUGCUCAACCUGCACACACACAUACACACAUACAUACU
Messenger RNA from Anopheles arabiensis, 9722 nucleotides. Its product is annotated as serine-rich adhesin for platelets. The record is from RefSeq and is a predicted model, not a curated record. The transcript is spliced from 12 exons. NCBI's taxonomy places the organism in Eukaryota, Metazoa, Arthropoda, Insecta, Diptera, Culicidae. Bases 2914 to 8703 code for a protein of 1929 amino acids. Gene Ontology annotation, molecular function: transcription corepressor activity. Gene Ontology annotation, cellular component: transcription regulator complex; histone deacetylase complex. Gene Ontology annotation, biological process: negative regulation of DNA-templated transcription; regulation of transcription by RNA polymerase II.